CCGCCGUCGUCGCCGCUUCUGUAGGGAGCGCCGGAGCCCGCUGCGGAGAGAGGUCGAAAUGAACACGCCUGAGUAUGCUAGAUGCCUGUGAACUCCCCGAUCCUCCGGCGACUUUGGAAAGACUGCAAGAAAGAAGGUGGCGGAGUGGUGGACUCUGAGAACAAGCUCCUCCCCCUCGGGCUUGGCCUUCCUGCCCACAGUCCACCAUGGAGACGCUCUCCCAAGAGUCUUUGCUGGAAUGUCAGAUCUGCUUCAAUUACUACAGCCCCCGGCGAAGGCCCAAGUUGCUGGAUUGCAAACACACGUGCUGCUCGGUGUGCCUUCAGCAGAUGAGGACGAGCCAGAAGGACGUGAGGUGCCCCUGGUGCCGGGGCAUCACCAAGCUGCCCCCGGGCUUCUCCGUGUCCCAGCUCCCGGACGACCCCGAGGUCCUUGCCGUCAUCGCCAUCCCGCACGCCUCCGAGCACACCCCAGUCUUCAUCAAACUUCCGAGCAAUGGGUGCUACAUGCUGCCCCUGCCCAUCUCCAAGGAGCGAGCGCUGCUGCCCGGAGACAUGGGCUGCCGUCUGCUGCCCGGGAGCCAGCAAAAGUCCGUCACCGUGGUGACCAUCCCGGCAGAGCAGCAGCCUCUGCAGGGCGGGGCUCCGCCCGAGGCGGUGGAGGAGGAGCCAGCCAGGCGGGGCGCGGUGAAAAGCUCCACGUGGUCCGGGGUGUGCACUGUGAUCUUGGUGGCCUGCGUGCUGGUCUUCCUUCUCGGCAUCGUGCUCCACAACAUGUCCUGCAUUUCUAAGCGCUUCACUGUGAUAUCCUGUGGCUGAAGAGGGCCGCGGGGAAGUCUCUUGUGGGUGCCAACUAGCGGUUGAGCAGGUGUUGGUGAUGGAUCACGGUGAGGAGAUGGGGGGCCACGCUGACCAUUGGGUUCCGAGUGCUUGGCCUCUGGGCUGCCACUUGAUUAACCCAAGACAGACACGAAGGGUAGGAUGUGAGGUGUCAGCAAGAUACCAGGCAGAGCGCUCUGAUUAUUGGUGGCAACAGCUUCCAAGACGAUCGCAUGCA
Messenger RNA from Mesoplodon densirostris (Blainville's beaked whale), 1056 nucleotides. RefSeq names its product ring finger protein 152 (gene RNF152). Bases 207 to 818 code for a protein of 203 amino acids. Gene Ontology annotation, molecular function: ubiquitin protein ligase activity. Gene Ontology annotation, cellular component: lysosomal membrane; lysosome. Lineage: Eukaryota; Metazoa; Chordata; Mammalia; Artiodactyla; Ziphiidae. The transcript has 2 exons. Gene Ontology annotation, biological process: cellular response to amino acid starvation; protein polyubiquitination; negative regulation of TORC1 signaling. The record is from RefSeq and is a predicted model, not a curated record.